AGCGUUCUCAACAUGAAAAAAAUUAAUGUCUGACAAAUUAUGAUAGACAUUUUUCAGAUGAUCGCAUGAUGUUUCCAAUAAGGUUUUAUUUUUCAAAAAUAACUUCAACAAGGUUCCACUUAGACUAGCACAUGCACACUCGGAGUCAAAGUUGCUGUAGCAAUAAAAUACCAAAAAUGAUGAUCGAGGGAUGUCAGUUGUUUUAUUCAGGGCAUUUGGUGGUCUUUAUUUCCAUUGUUCAACGCACUAAUUGUUAUUUUGGAAUGCCUGAAAUGGUCUGUAAAGUGUAUAUAAACUUGCUAUAAAAAGUGAGUCGUCUUUCUUGGUCUACAUUUUCAAUAUGUUAUCUGUAUAAAUGAAAUGUCUGGUCUGGAAAUAUGCUCGCUUAAAUCUUUUUCGCGUUUCAAUUGCUGUUGGGCUUUAGUGUGAUUGUACUCCCUCGGCCACCGUAGUGCAGACACGUGUGAAGCUGUUUGCUAUGUUCUGUUCCUCUGUUGUAAGCUUGUAAAAUACUGCUUAAAUACACACUAACGGCGUCGUACGUUGCAUGCCUCCCGUAGUUGACGUGUUCCCGUGUCAUUUAGCGAUGAAGGAUCUGUUAUCAUGAGCGACAGCGACGAUGAUGUGCCUCAGCUCUCCGCGGCGACCCUCGCAGCGCUGCAAGAGUUUUAUGCCGAGAGUGGAAGGACGGGACUGGAACAAAACUCCACCAAGACCGACAAGUUCUGUGUUGGUGCUGUAGAGGAAGACUGGCGCAUGAGUCAGUUCUGGUACAGUGAAGACACGGCCACACGGUUAGCAGAGGAAGUCAUGCAGCAGGCUGGAGAACAUGGCAGGAUAGCUUGUAUAAGUGCACCAAGUGUGUAUCAGAAGCUGAAACAGUUGGAAUCCAUGAGGUCGGACAGUGUGUCUGCUGUUUUGCUGGAGUUUGACAGACGCUUCGCAGCAUAUGGAGAUGAGUUUGUGUUUUAUGAUUACAACAACCCUCUGUGCCUGCCUGAGGGUCUGCUUCCUCAGAGCUUUGACAUCGUCAUCGCAGAUCCUCCAUACCUGUCUGAAGAGUGUCUCGGCAAGGUGGCGCUCACCAUUAAAUACCUCACUAAGGGAAAAAUUCUGCUCUGCACAGGAGCUAUUAUGGAGGAGCCUUCUGGGAAACUUAUGGAUCUGAAGAUAUGCAGUUUUUUACCAAAACACAAUCACAAUCUGGCCAAUGAGUUCCGCUGCUAUGUUAACUAUGAAUCAAGCCUUCUCUCAUGAAAAAAGCUUCCAAUCUGCCAACAUUUGAACAUUGUUUUUUUCCCAUGAAACAUCAGAUGAUCAUGUGGAACAAUAAAUACUCUCACUCCAAAUGGUUCAUAGCAAGAUCCAGAUAUUAGAGCGGAGGAUUUGGCCCUUCAUCAGAGAUCGGUGAUCAGUCUUUGAUUAUGCUUUGGCUGACUUGCAUUGUCAAUUGCACACCCAGCUUUCAGGCAUAACAAUUUCAGACAGCUUAACUUUGUUUCAAUGCAUAAAAUGGGCUAGAAGUGAAUGUUUGAAAUGCGUUUAUAUAUAUUAUACAAUACACUAGACUUUUGCGUUAUCAGUGGUGUUGUUGGUGGUUUGAAUAAAGUAAUCAUAGGAGAACUGACAAAGUCAAGCUAAAUAAUAUGUCCUCUUGUAAAUGAUAUCCAUGCAUGCUUGCCUUUAACAGAAGCAUUUCUAGUGAUCUUCUGUAUACUUGAAAACAGUUGAACUACAUUAGUUUAUUUAAAACCAUGAUGCUGAUGGGCUUUUCCCAAGUACUUUGGAUUAGAAAAUAUUUGUAUUUUGGCACAGUAAGUU
Sinocyclocheilus anshuiensis is the source of this 1821-nucleotide messenger RNA. Its product is annotated as protein-lysine N-methyltransferase n6amt2. The transcript is spliced from 5 exons. Gene Ontology annotation, molecular function: nucleic acid binding; protein-lysine N-methyltransferase activity. The record is from RefSeq and is a predicted model, not a curated record. Lineage: Eukaryota; Metazoa; Chordata; Actinopteri; Cypriniformes; Cyprinidae. Gene Ontology annotation, biological process: methylation. The coding region runs from base 604 to 1257 and encodes 217 amino acids.